AUGGAGACCAUUCAAUCUCAUGUACCGUCGGUAGCGUUGUUUGUCACUCGCUCGGAAAUCGACUUUUCUCAUCGAUCACCAAGUCCAAUAUGUCAACGAUGGUUUAUGGUUUUAUAUUUGAAAUCGGAAGCGAAAGAGCUCGCAUUAACUGUUUAUCCAGUCAACAUGAAAAAUCCUGAACAAGAAUUCAAAAAAGCCUACAAUUCCAAUCCACCUGUCGUCGUCUUUGAUGAAACAAAUGAUAAAACAACUCAAGUUGUCUUAACCGAUAAUCGUGAUAUCGAUGCUGAAAUAAGUAAACGUUUUCCUGUAACAAAUAUGAGUUCGUUAAAAGAAGCGGAAGAUGUUUGUUCGAAUGUUUAUAUUAAAUUUCAUCCUUACUUAAAAUCACCAGCUGGUGAUCCUCAAGAACAAAUCAAAUUGCGUUCACUAUUGAGCGAAUUAAAACGUAUCAAUGAUUAUCUCGAAGAGACAGGUACAGCAUUCCUUUCCGGCAACGAAAUGACGUUCGUCGAUUGUGACAUCAUGCCUAAAUUACAACAUAUUCGUGUUGCCGGCAAAUAUUACAAGAAUUUAGAUAUUCCAAAUGAAUUAACAGCAUUAUGGGCAUACAUGGAACGUUGCUAUCAAACGAAAGCUUUCCAAGAAUCAUGCCCGUUCGAUCAGGAUAUUUUGAUGCAUAACGAAGGUAAAGUUGGCGCGAAUAAUAAGCCAUUUGGCAAAACACCAACUUUACAACAACCAACAAUGACAUUAACAAUUCCAGGACGUGAAUGA
Messenger RNA from Adineta ricciae, 777 nucleotides. NCBI's taxonomy places the organism in Eukaryota, Metazoa, Rotifera, Eurotatoria, Adinetida, Adinetidae. The record is from the annotation of a GenBank genome assembly.